CCAAUUUUGGAGCAACCCCCAACAGCCCGGAAACCGAAGGCAAACCAACCAACCAACCCCACCGACGAGACGAGAUCGCCACCACCUCCCGACCUCCCCCGAGUUGUUCCUCGGCCGGCUGGGCGCGGGGCAGGGGGACCGGCGGACGGCAGCCAUGAACGGCAUCAACCCGAACGGCGGGAUCCUGUCCUACGGGACGCUGGAGGGCUACGCGAUGUGGGUGGCGACGGGCGUGGCGUCGGCCUUCUUCGCGUCGCUGGAGCGGUGCGCCUGCAUCCACCUCCACACCGCCGAGGACGACGGCGACGAGGAGGACCUGGAGGAGGGCAGGGAGCGCCCGCUCAUGCUCUCCCGCCCCCAGGCGCUCCCCGAGUACUACUACGACCGGUCCGGGUCCUCCACCUCCUUCGCCAAGAUGUGACCCCGCCGCGAGGUCCGAUCCGAUCCGAUCCGUUUCCUGAUUUUGCUCUUCGCUUUUGUUCCGUUGUGAAAUUGUUUGGUGUGCUCGUGUGUGGGUGUCUGAGAUCCUGCGUGAUUCCAAGCGCUGAUGGAUCUGUAAUUCCGUCCCGUUUCUUGUCUGAUUCUUUGGUUUGUUUUGAUUUUUUUUUGGGUUUCGAGACUGCAUUGUGUUGAUGCCUUGAUGGAUCUCGAGCACUCUGCGAAUUUCAGAUGCCUGGCAUUUAAAUAUUCAGUGUUCGUUUAUAUUUGAA
Molecule: messenger RNA, 710 nt
Organism: Panicum virgatum (switchgrass)
Lineage: Eukaryota; Viridiplantae; Streptophyta; Magnoliopsida; Poales; Poaceae
Exons: 1
Coding region: 155-421 (88 amino acids)
Source: RefSeq, a predicted model, not a curated record